CAUGGAUAUGCACAAACAUACUUAGUAGCAGGGGGUGGCACUGGGGCGUCCUGUACUUGCUUAGUGACAUACACAUGCUCACGAGGAGUAGGACUCUGUGGCAAAACCUGGAGGUUCCCUUUUGUUUUCAUACAUCAAGGAAGUCGUUGUUGGGAAUAAUUUGAGUUUGGCUGGUUUACUGUGUGGCUGCUGGAUAACCUCUGUGGAUAUUUUAUGUAGCUCAUUGCUACUCGCACACAUUUUGGCAAUCGGUUGUCUGAGUAUGAGGAGAUAAGGAGAGCGACAGAUAGACAAGGACAAACAAGCAGACACAUAAAAUCCAACACAGCUCUUGUUCAUGGUGACAGAAGAGGCAAGAUGUCGAGGCCUCCUUCCUCCCACACCCCUCCUCAGUUCAUCAGGGUCAGCGACAGAGAUCUCACCGAGAUUGAGCUCCAUUCUGUGGACUCCAUCAAUGACCUACACCGAACACACCACGAACACAGCCACAAAGGGAUGAGGCCCCCACGUCCAGCUUACACACCCUCCCUGAAUGGGAAUCUCUACACUUGUGACUUGACAGCUGUCAAUCAAAGAGGCCAUCCAGUUAGCAGCAAAUGGCAGAGCCGUCUACAGGAAAUGUUGACACCCAGUUCAUCACGUGCCUAUGCCAUGGGCUGUGCUAUUAUCACUUUGCUUCUGCUAACAGUGUUGCUCAUCUUCUACUUUUUGGUCCAGCAGGGCGGCGCAGUCCGUAUGCUGACUGAGGCAGUGAGGCAGAAAGAUGCAGCAGCCAUAGAGCUGUCACUGCUCAUUCAAGAACUGCAGGCACUGAGACACAACCUGACAGCCAUGAGGGGAGGGACAUGAGGAACAUAUGGACAGAAAACUACUCAGAUGCAGAUACACUUUUUAUAAUGAAUGUGAAAUGCUUUAAAAUGCAGUAAAACUGUGUUUUACAGUGGGGUUUUCCUUGAAGAGAUACAUUUGUCAAAAUGUUCUCUAAAUGUUGUCUGUGUUUCAAGAUUAAACAUAACUGAACCAUAAGAUUAAGAAAUGGGAGGUUUCGGGAUACCUUUCCCCUCUCUUCCGCUUUGGUCACUAUAUGAAAAAAACUUUUGAACUAUACUUUUUGUUCUGUGAUGGCAGUGUUGGGGAGUAACUAGUUACAUGUAAUUGAGUUACAUAAUUUAAUUAAAAAAUAAAUGUAACUAUAAUCCAUUACAGUUACUUGGAAAAAUGUGUAAUUAAAUUAAAGUUACUUACAUUGGGGGUUACAUCUGAAUAUCUUCUGUAAAAAUCUAGGCUAUAUGUAUAAUAAUCAUUUUGUUACUUUGCAUGUUUUUCAUGUGCAUAAUGUCUUUGCC
Messenger RNA from Micropterus dolomieu (smallmouth bass), 1346 nucleotides. RefSeq lists its product as uncharacterized. The transcript is spliced from 4 exons. Bases 358 to 849 code for a protein of 163 amino acids. The record is from RefSeq and is a predicted model, not a curated record. NCBI's taxonomy places the organism in Eukaryota, Metazoa, Chordata, Actinopteri, Centrarchiformes, Centrarchidae.